AUGCCCAGCUUCAAUGAGCCUGUUACUCAGCAAAGUGGUGCAAGACAAGCAGUUCUUUGCAUUCCUCAAUUAAGUGAGAUCUCUAUCGCGCAGUAUUGCGUCCGAAGGACGCUGAAGCCUGCUGACAGCGAAUUGCUUCUGACGUACCUCACGGCUCCUUACAUUCGGGUGCCUUUGCUCUUGGGCUUCUUUGCUGACCGCGAGCGAGUUUCCCUCUUACGCGAGCCACUUCUGCAGGCAGUGCUUGACGCUGCCCUUUUCGAGCCGGGACAAUGGCAAAGUAAAGAGGCCGCUGCAACAGGGCCACCGCAAUCGGUACCGGCUCCGGACCGCUCUCACCUCGCCACACCGGCAGGGCUUCUUUUCAACGAGCUGCUGCGGUCCCCUCGCGUGUUGCUGGACACGAUCCGGUUGCUUCUGGAUGUUGCGGUGGAGAAGGACCCGGGACACCCUGGCAGUGCUAACGAGGUCACCCAGUCAGGCUACGCUUGGAGGUUUUUCAAAGCGUAUCAACUGCAGGGGCUCAUCCUGUACUUAGUCCGUCUCGCUGUCCGCGGCUGCCCCAAUUCAGGGACAAUCUGUCUGCCAAUUCUGCCGUUGACAUUCUCCCGAAAGCAUGCAGGUGUUCAGUCGUACUUGCUUUUCCUCGUGAACCAUGCGAGGACGUCCCUGUCAUUGUUGGUGUAUGUCUCAUCACGUGAGCAUGGACAGGCACGCACGCUUGCGAAACACCUUGUCUUAUUUGAGCAGUAUAUCUUUGUUGCAGUCUGGGUGACAGGGUCUUGCCAUGAGGCUUCAAGCAAAAAUAUGAACGGACACUGUUGCUGGAAUUUAUUUGUGCAUGGCGAAGGCGCAGUGGAGUUCGCGCAGUCUGCCGGCACCAAAUUUGCAUUUUUAAAGUCAAGGCGGUCAGGCAAAAUGACAUGUUCUGGAAGGACAUGGACAGCGGAAGAUCUUCAAAUGGAGUCAAGAACUAACAAAGCAGGUCCACUCAGUAUGGGCAAACAACCGGCGCAGUCCUAUGACCUCACGGUCUGCAACUUGAUUGUUGCAGCACUGAAAAUGGGCGAAAGAGUAAAGCCCAAAGUGUGCUCGUCAGCUGUCGCUGCCAGCUUUCGUUGCCUCUUCGUGCUCCACGCUGCGUCCUUCCUGCGGUGCUUUGUGUCCAUGCAUGCCAAGACGAGCAGAUGA
Molecule: messenger RNA, 1191 nt
Organism: Symbiodinium pilosum
Lineage: Eukaryota; Dinophyceae; Suessiales; Symbiodiniaceae
Source: the annotation of a GenBank genome assembly